AUGCCUUCCUCUUUUGAUCGCCCAUCAGACAACCCCAAACGGAAUAAAAUCAUCAAAUCCGCCUACGAUAGUGAGACCUUUGAUGCCGACGUCACCAUCCAUGUCGAUGGGCUCGUGGGGUCGGCCACCAUAUCGCCGUCCGGCCGCGAUAUUGCUCUGGCCUCUCCCGAUGGACUGGCCAUCAUUGAUCUGGACUCUCCCUUCAACCCACCUCGACGACUGAGCACUCACGGAUUGCCUUGGCUGGUCGUGGACGUCCAGUGGUCCCCUUUUGCUGCGCGAGACUACUGGGUGGCUUCUACUGCAAACCAUCGUUGUCUGGUAUGGAACUUGAGUUCGGGAGGGGAUAGCGCCAUCGAACACUCUCUCCAGGGACAUAGCAGAGCGAUUACCGAUGUCAAUUUCUCUGCUCAUCACCCAGAUAUUCUCGCCACUUGCGCCGUCGACGGAUAUGUCCAUUCUUGGGAUUUGAGGAGACCUAGACAGCCUGUAUUGAGCUUUUGUGAUUGGUUUGCUGGCGCGACACAAGUUAAGUACAAUCGUCAGGACUCGCACAUUCUAGCCUCCUCUCAUGACCGAUGGCUGCAUAUCUGGGACGAGAGAAAGCCUUCGACUCCUCUCAAGUCAAUCGUCGCCCAUACGUCCAAGAUAUAUGGUCUGGAUUGGAAUCGCACCGAGGCAACCAAGAUAGCCACUUGUUCAUUGGAUAAAACCAUUAAGCUUUGGGACUACGCUGCUUCAGAUCAGCCGGAAAGAAUUAUCAGGACAGAAUUUCCGACAUGGCGUGCACGUCAUACGCCCUUCGGAUGGGGGCUGCUAGCCAUGCCCCAAACUGAUCCCGGGAACUUAUAUCUCUACGACUUACGUCGCAGAGAGGAAGACGAACCUGCCCAAGAUGUCGUAGCCCCUGUCACCGUGUUCCCUGGGCAUGGGAGCCACAAGGUGAAAGAGUUCUUAUGGAGAACACGCGGGAGUGUUUCGGAUGGAAUUGAUGAUCGAGAUUUUCAGCUCGUGUCGUGGGGAGAAGAUAAUGAGCUCCGCUUACACAAGGCAGCAUCACACGUUCUUGAAUCCGUGGGCUAUUACAAGGGCACCAAAGCUCGCGCAAUUCCCAUCACUCGAAAAGGAGCCCAGUACAAGACUUAUCGGGCAAUUGAUGACCAGUCUCUGAGGGAGAGAACAACGGCAAGCAUGAGUGACCCUCGUCCUGACAGUAGAGGGAGCCAAAAUAGACGUAGUGCUCUAACUAUAGGGAUGCGAACUAUGCCGACUCAUCUGUCGAAACCUGGCAAGGGUUCUUCAUGGAAAGGCCAGUCUAUGAAGGCUAGACCCACAGCAACAAAGGGGACUGAUCGUCAUCUUGAUCAACUGGGCUGGAUGAAGGGCAUCACUAUGAACAAGAGGAAAGCGUCUGUUAUUACAACACCUCAGAGGAAAGACUCCAAAGAUUCUACUAUGUUCGGACCUAGCUUCCAUCAAGAACAUUGGGGUGAACCAGAGACGCUACAGGAAGAAAUUCUCCGUGUGAAUCAGCAACUGCCAAACGUUCAAUGGGACAAUGUUGACAUGGAGUCACGUACCUUGAAAGCCUCUCUGAGAGGGCCAUGGGGCGAAGACGGCGACACAAUCUAUAUCAAGGUCAAGGUUGAUGUUCCCACGAAAUACCCUAAAGCUAGAGCGCCACGCUUCAUUAUUGAGAAGUCUGCUCUAAUGCCUGAUCAGAUACACAAGAAGCUUGAUCAGGAUGUGAACCAACUGGCGAGCCAAUCUUCAAAAAAGCGGCAAAAUUGUCUAGAUGUCGCCUUCAGUUACUUGUUAGGAGAAAUUGACCUCUCAAAUAGUGAUACGUUCUUCAAGAAUGUUAGAGACCUAGAUGACGACUUUGGUGGCAUAGAUGACGAAAGCUCAAGUGAAGAAGAAGAUAACGAGAUCCCACCUGGUGGUUUAGCAGCUAUGUCUCAGGAUCUUACCGCUAGUACUGAGCUUGAAGCUCCUCUGGCACCGAUAAACCGCCCGACCAUUCCCCCACUUCCGCGGACGUGUGGUGGUCGGUUUUCCAAUGAUGGGCGGCUUGUUUGUUUUUUUCCGACGAAAGAGGAAAAAGCUCGCGUUUUAUUUACUCCUACCGAUGGGUUCAGAGAACGGCGGAAAGAUGAACCAACGUUCGCAAGCUUUGGCCGCCUACAACAAGAAUCGACCCCUCCUCGUCACAGAAACCUAAAUGAUGAAACCUCUACAACCGAAGACCAGUCUGACUCGGAAGCGUCUGAUGACUCUUCAAGCUCGAGCGACUCUGCAACCACUUAUAUGAAUGAAAUACAUGCAUGGUACCUACCAGGCCGCCGAUUCAGGAAGGCUCUUAGUGGCACAUACUCAUUGCACUCUAGCGGUGCAGGGACGGGUAUUGGGACAGGGACUGGUACUGCUACCAGCAGGCGGCGAAUAGGAAAACCAAAGAAUAUCGUAUCCAUACAUAAUCUUGCCGGAGAACUACCAUCGAAACGAGAACUGGCCCGCGAAUAUCUCAUCUUUGGUGAUGGAGCCGAUAUAUGUGAACACAACGCGCUCGUAGCUCGGAAAUAUGGACGACAUGAUCUUGUUGAUGUGUGGCGGUAUGCGGCAUUAUUACUACGAAAAGAAAUCCCUCUUGAGCUUCUGGCACAAGAAACUCAACAAGACACAAUUCUCGUCAUCGCCAAAGAUGCAGUUGGACGUUUCGGUGACCAAUCAACAUCAGAUAACUCUGAUAGCAAUAUUCUAACGGGGCGGGUCAAAUGGGGUCACCACCCUUUAGCUAAACAUCUUAUAAACGACCUUUUCGAUUAUUUCGAGCAGCUUGCCGAUAUCCAGAUGCUAGCCAUGCUUUCAUGCAUAUUUAGCGAAUCGACCGCUGAAGAUAGCGUUGCUUAUGCAGGAUCACAACUUCCCCAGCCAGAAACUCCACUCCCUAUGAAGGCGCCGGCAUUUUCUCUCGAAUAUUUUCCUCCCGAUGUGUCACUGUGGUAUGCUUCCCAUGGAAACUACAAAAGUCAGGCCACCUCGGCAGUAUCAACACCAAAGACGUUACAUACACCCCAUAUCGUCGGUUCUUACGGAUCCGAAGAGGUUUGGCCCGGAGAGCCAGAGUCUACGUCCUACUCUUGUGGCGAGACACCUCCGUCUAGAACACCUAAAGACCAUCUUUCAGAAGGUGAUCCAACCCAUAGUCUAUCAACCUCGCCUGACAAUCGACUAUUACGCCGAGCCACCGCCCUUACUUCUAGCUUCGCCAGCAUUCAGAGGCCUUUUACAAGUGUUACAUCUACAUCACCACCGCAUCGAAAACGAAUAAGCCCAGGGGAGAGUUUUCUUAACAAUUUUACACCGUCUAACAUCACUUGGGGCGGUUCGACCACAAUGGGACCAACGUCUGAACCAUCUAUGACGACUCGUAACUCUUUGUCCGACGAUGAAUACCGAAGGGAUGAGGCCCAUUAUACAGUAUGUUACGACAUCUCCACCAAAAUGGAAGAUCAAACCAUCUUCGAUGAUGAUGGAUGGUUGGCUGUACCGUUCUUAGAGCCAUCUCGUAGUGCGAUCUAUGCAGGCUACCGCUAUACCUAUGCGGAAAUGUUACAGAUGUGGGAACAGCCGUUAGCUCGUCUUGAAGUCAUGAAAUUCAAUGUCCUCAAAGAUAGCCCAUCGACAGCCCACACUGCAUUGUUUAAGAGCCCCGGCACAGAAGGGUUCUAUAGCUCCUACCAUAGUACAGACAAUUUGAGCAGUGUCCCACACGCCCAUGCUACCAUGCAUUCUCCUAUUGCAGUGGGUAAAAAGGAGCAGCUGCAAGCCUUGAUAACGUCGGGUCGUGGCAUUGAUAUUCGUGGUAUCUGCCGUAUCCAUGAAAUUCAUUUAGAUCCUAUUCGCUCAAAUCAAGAUCAUGCCAUGGUCGGUGGUGGUGUAGGCACAUGUGAGCGUUGCAAACGGACCCAGACGCAAUUAUUCUGUGUAUUUUGCAGAGAACCUAUUGAUGCGCUCUACCCGCCUUGUCUAGCUUGCGGUUGUGCUAUUCAUGAUAUGUGUCUUACCGAAUGGCACGCAGCUGGCCAGACAGAGUGUCCGGCAGGCGAUGAGUGCGAUUGUGUGACGGAUGCAAGCCACGGGCAAAUUGAAACCAUCGCCGCCAUGAUGGGAGCUUUGCGACAAGGCAAAGUGCGCAAACCGUCUGAAGACAAGGAGGUGAAGGGGAGCCUCGACAAACGAGGAUCUAUAGAUAAGAAUGAUUGGGAAACUGUUGCUAGUGGAGCUAAUCUACCUCUCGCCGAUGGGCAAGGAAAGCCCCUCCUGCAGGAUUACUCCCGGUCUCAACAACCUCUGUCAGCUGCUAGGAUCAGUCUGGGUAACCGACUGACAUGGGGAAGCAGUCCAUCGCUGAGGAAAAAGUCUGGAAGUGUGACCUCGGGAACGCCUAGAUAG
Xylaria bambusicola is the source of this 4455-nucleotide messenger RNA. Its product is annotated as WD repeat-containing protein. The transcript has a single exon. The coding region runs from base 1 to 4455 and encodes 1484 amino acids. Lineage: Eukaryota; Fungi; Ascomycota; Sordariomycetes; Xylariales; Xylariaceae. Gene Ontology annotation, molecular function: protein binding. The record is from RefSeq and is a predicted model, not a curated record.